CACGCUGCUGUUGGGUCCUCGCACCGAUUGUGAAGAAAUUACAUGGCGUCGCCUCGAAUUCGCGCAAUUGCACAGUAAAUGUGCACUGCCGGGAAGAUUCGGAGUGGAGGGUGCGCAUGCUGUGGCUUCAGCGGCGUGACAUUCAUUCAUUCGCCAGUGAUUCCUCGGUUUCUUCUUGCAAGUCCACAACCCCCGGUUACUUGCUUGUUGCGAUCCAGCUCACGACGUCUCUUCAGCUUUCUACCCACUUCACUUACGCUGUGAGUUUUAUGCAUUCGCCUUUUGGAUACGCGUCAGCUCUGUUCUCGACUUCCCCCGCGCCUCUCCUCACUUGCACUGUUUGCUUGGCAUCGUCUCCAUCUAUUGUUGGGAGUUCGCAGCCCCUCAAUUCUCCGUCGCUUGUACUCGAGUACUAGUUAAGGGUUGGCAACCUCUGACCAACUCGCUUUGCAAUGAAUUUUCGGGUUGAAGAUACUUGUGAGUGAGUUGCUCAAAUUCGGACAAUGGCGCCACGAUUAGUUCACUUGCAGGGAUUGGGUUGUAAGCCACUGUUUAGAAUACCUAUCCUGGAGAGGCUGCAGGGGAAUCCUCUCCGGUGCAGCAGAGGCCGCUGGUUUGGGGUGUCGUUUUGUGGUUUUGCAUGGAAGAGUUAGUUACGUGGAACUAGAGAAUGUCCUGUUGCACUCAACCUUGAAAACAUUGUACAUAAAAGUUGCACGUGGUUUUAGGGUUUAGAGAUGGUUUACAUCGGCGUAAUGGUUCUUUUGUGAGUCUCAUGAUUCAACGGUGAUCCUUCGUCAGCCAGGUUUGCAGGCGCGAGGGCCACACCUCUUUAGAGUUUCUGCCUCGUCACCUUGUCGUUCCCCAGUGUCCUCUCAACCCAAACUUGAUUUUUGUGAGCUGAUAGUCUAGUAGAAUCCCUGGCUUGUAGGAAGGUGCCACACUUCAUUCUAGUGAGCUAUGGAGCGAGCCCAAGAGCUGGAGAAAUUAAAGUCAACGAUGGAGGAAAAAUCCACAGUUGUGGGGGAUCGUGGACCUCGUCCUCACCGGUGCAACGAUCGCUUGGAAGAUUUUGUUCAGGCGUUAUUUGAAGGAGAUCCUAGGAAAAAUCUUCCUGGGCCAGCUAUAUUAUUUUGGAGAUGCUACAAAUCAAAACCAGGGGAAGAACCAACAGAACCGUUUUUCUUCCUAGAAGAAGAUAAGAACGGGAAGCUUGUCCCUAAAGGGCGAAGAUAGUAGUGCGGAUGUUGGACCUUUUCUCUUUUCAUGUUUUUCUGCCAUUUUCAGAACUUGGUCGAACAACAGCUCCUUCAAGGUACGUGGGAAGAAUUCCUUGGAACUUGAUUUGCAUUAAUGUUUCCUUACGUAAUCACCGUUCGCUAAAAUUUGCCUCUUAAAGAUGUAGAUCAACCAGUUGCGUUUUCUCUGACGCAUUAAGUUGUAUCUAAUGUAGGUCGUCAAAUCCACCUUCAAAAGUUCCGCUAAUUCCGUAGGAACUUCGGGAUAGAGAACUUGUUGAAACUGAAGAGAUUAGAUCGCUAUGUUGGACAUAUUUUUUUCAUUUACUGUGGUACGAUGAAAGACAUGCUGCUGAAGUUUAGAACAUACAAUUUCGAUUGUCAGUGAUUAUUAUUUUUGUGGCCUGUAGUAUUCUAGUCCAAUGUAAUGUGCCACGUGCAACAAUUUGUUGUGGAAACUUUUUAUUGAACCUUUUGAAUUGUAGGAAAGCCGCUUCUCAAUUUUGUUA
Molecule: messenger RNA, 1747 nt
Organism: Physcomitrium patens
Lineage: Eukaryota; Viridiplantae; Streptophyta; Bryopsida; Funariales; Funariaceae
Source: RefSeq, a predicted model, not a curated record